AAGCUGAGAAAAGACACGUUCAUUUGUCACUUACCAUACAAAUUAAGAUCAUAUGUUUGCUCUAUGACGUGCAUACUAACCUUUCCACCCAUUCCCUUCUUAACCCUCUUCUUCUUCUUCUUCAACACAACCAUUUUUCUCCCUUUCCCCCAAACCCUAAUUCCUUCUCUUUUGCAUUAACUAACCCCAACUUCCCAUUUCUCCAUUCAAAGUUUCAAUCUUUACCAAACCCCACCAAAACUAAACCAUGACUCUCCCAUCUCCCAAACCCAACUCCCCAUUAUUCCUUCACCAUCCUCUCCAAGAAUCAGAUCAAAGUCGUCCUCAAGAUCAUCAGACAAAGCUUGACACUACUUCCUCCGCUCUUGCUCCGGAGGAGAGCGGUCGAGAGCGGUUGAAGCGCCACCGUGUGGCCGUGGCGGGGCAGGUUUGGAUCCCGGAUAAGUGGGGAAAAGAGGAGUUUUUGAAGGAUUGGAUCGACGGCUCGGCAUUUGAAGCCUCUCUGUUUCCCUCCGGGAUUGUCUCGGCUCGUCGGGCUUUGGCCCGAGACGCUAAGAGAUUGUCGCCGAAUAACAACGCUGCCGCCACCACCGCCGCUGCUGGUGCCGGAGCUUUGAGAAUAUUAAACAGUUGUUAGACAUACAUAUAUGUUAAAGUUGGUGGGUUUUGUGUUUUGAAUUUUGUUAAUAAUGUGGUGGUUGUGUAUAUUGAAAUAAUAUCAUUCUCUCUCUCUCUCUCGAUCGGAUCCACUUGAGAACUGAUCUCUCUCCUGAAGAUCUAUCUUAUCUUCUUAAAAAGAUUGAAUGAUUAUUAUAUUUAAAUAUCUUCGAAUGAUUAUUAUUGUUGUUAUUAUUUA
Molecule: messenger RNA, 856 nt
Organism: Benincasa hispida (wax gourd)
Lineage: Eukaryota; Viridiplantae; Streptophyta; Magnoliopsida; Cucurbitales; Cucurbitaceae
Biological process (GO): blue light signaling pathway
Source: RefSeq, a predicted model, not a curated record